AGUUCAGCGACACAGUAGAAUUACGUCAACGAACGGGCACUCGUCGUACGCAUCGUAUUCAGCUUCUUGGAUUAUCGUGGUUUUGAAGAUGCCUCCUAAAGCAAGUGGCAAGGCAGCGAAGAAGGCCGGAAAGGCACAGAAGAACAUUUCGAAGGGCGACAAGAAAAAGAAGCGCAAGAGGAAGGAGAGUUAUGCUAUCUAUAUCUACAAAGUUUUGAAGCAGGUCCACCCCGACACUGGUAUUUCAAGCAAAGCCAUGAGCAUCAUGAAUAGCUUCGUCAACGACAUUUUCGAGCGCAUUGCUGCCGAAUCAUCACGUCUCGCUCACUACAACAAACGCUCGACGAUAACUUCUCGGGAGAUUCAAACUGCUGUCAGACUUCUACUUCCUGGAGAACUCGCCAAGCACGCUGUCAGUGAAGGUACCAAGGCGGUCACCAAAUACACCAGCUCCAAAUAAUUUGACUCUUUGAUACAAACAAAAACAGGCCCUUUUCAGGGCCACCACUUACAUCCUACGAAAGAUCGAAAUCUGAACAAUAAACAAGUGUAUACUGCUCAAACAUUAUUAAAAAUUCAACGUAAUUUGUUAAAUAUAUGAAUUUAGAGUUCAAUUUAUCACACUGCAACAGUCGUUUAAUAAUCUAACAUAUCGAAUAUCUUCCACUUUUCUUCGUUCCUACUAGAUUUUACUAAUUUCAAAACGAUUCUAAUUUACAAAUAUAUCUACAAUAUGUUCAACUUGUAUAAAUAUACUUAUAUUGGAGGUCAAGAGUUCCUUGUUAACAUGUUUAACUUAUUACUGUUCAAAAUAUCGCUCCCAGUGAAUUACUAAAGAAACUGCCUACAGCAACUCCUGCGUACACACCUAAUCAAAAUGUAGCCGAACUUGUGUAACCUAUAAACAGUAGGACUCGUUUUAGUCUUUAAAGGCUCUAUUUACUUUUGUUAAAAAUUGUCACUUGACCGUUAACAAUUGUAAUAAUUUUUUCUGCACUAAAAAUUGUGAUGUGAUGGAAGAAUUUCAAAAGCCGGGUGAUUCCCAUCACUGACACUUCAUCGCCCUCAGCGGUAGAAGUCGCAGAAGUUGUAUAAUAUAAACUGCUGGAAAUGUACAAAUAUUUUUGCAACCAAAAAUUCAGGCGUGUUUUCACUGUUACUGUUAGUACGUUGUGGGAACUAAUAGCAAACCGCUGUACGCUACAUAACACUGCCGGGAUUUUGGAAUAAUCAAUUGUCACCAAUUUAUGAAUAGGGGUCGGCCGAUACAUCUCCAGCCAGAGAUGUAUGCAGAAUGCAACAUGAUAGAAUGUUAUAACGAGGUCUGAAAAGAGAGUUGGCUACUCAUUUGUUCUGAGCAUAAAACUGGAAUGCGGACGAAACAUACUUUUUCCCGUAGAACUGCGAAGGCAGCGUGAUGCAAACGAUAAUUGAUUAUGCGGCACAGAACGAUUAACGUACUGAACGGAUUGUACCUUCUCAGAAGGCGAAUAACCGCUUUUGUCCCCUUCCAGUAGCAGCUGCAGCUAUCGCUGCUUUAGUGAUGAAUACCAUGAGUAGGGAAAGGUACAGUCCGUCCAAAAAGAAGAUCGCGUCGCUGCACGUCCGUCCACAUUCUGUAUUUUAUGAUUUGAACAUUUUUUGCGAACGUAUACUAGGUAUAUCGUUUUUUUGAGACUCAAAUAAGAAGUGUAAUACACGUUUUCGUCCUGUUUGCAGUACCUGCAUUCACACAUGAGUGACCGUUGAUCACGAUAUAGUAAAGGAUUGCAGUUGUAAGUUUUUUUUUCUCAGAUCUUGGGACUCAAGAUCACCUGUCACUUAGUUUAUCAUGGGAAAGCACUUGAAUUUUGUAAGAUUUUCAUACCUACAUUAUGAUGUAUCUCGCAGCUGGGGGAAAUAUAAUUGUUAGUCAAACAUAUUUUCAUUAGGAUAAUUUAUAAAAUAAAAUCUUUCAUAAAGGAAAUAAGAGAAAAAAUAAAUGAAAUGUUUAAUAAACUUUAUUAUAAAACAAUAUUACAUAGUUUCGAAACAAUAAUUAUUACAUUAAAUUGAAAUACAAUUAGACAAUUCUAAAAUCUUGUUUGUCUAUCUUAUAUAUGUAGUAACAUAACAGUAGUAAUAAAAUUCUCCAAUCACAGAUAUCUGCAGGGUGAGCCACUUCUUUGCACUCACCCGACUGUAUCAAAGUUCACUAGAAUUCACGAUAAUUUUACAUGUAAAUUAAAGAUAAUUAUAUCAGUUCUUAGACCGCUUCUUUUGAAUUUCAAUGAAAAUAUUUUCGAAGUUUCUCCUCCGCCAUGGGCAGCCUUAUUCUCUACAUCUUAAAUAGCAACG
This is a messenger RNA of Neodiprion virginianus, 2337 nucleotides long. Its product is annotated as histone H2B.3-like. The record is from RefSeq and is a predicted model, not a curated record. Gene Ontology annotation, molecular function: DNA binding; structural constituent of chromatin; protein heterodimerization activity. Bases 89 to 460 code for a protein of 123 amino acids. The transcript has a single exon. Gene Ontology annotation, cellular component: nucleosome. NCBI's taxonomy places the organism in Eukaryota, Metazoa, Arthropoda, Insecta, Hymenoptera, Diprionidae.